This is a messenger RNA of Adineta ricciae, 300 nucleotides long. The record is from the annotation of a GenBank genome assembly. Lineage: Eukaryota; Metazoa; Rotifera; Eurotatoria; Adinetida; Adinetidae.
AUGGCAACCGCUGUACCAAGAAAUGUUUCACCUUUAAUCCGUGCUGGCCGAUGGGGUUUACUUUUAACCGGUCUCGUUUAUGGUCGUAUGCAUCACAACACAUUGAAGAAACGUGAAGAACGUAUACGACAAGGCGAAAUCGAUCGUGUUACCCAACAUGCUAUUCAUGAACUUGCCGACCAAAAGAUUCGCGCUGAUCAAUCAAUGGUUGAUUUAGCUCAAGCAGCUGGUGUCGAUCCAAGUGGAGCAAAAAAAUCUGAAGAUGCUAAAAAAUCCGGUUCAACUAGCAAACACCAUUAG